AUGCCACCAGCUGUGCUCAUUACCGGCGCCACGGGAAAGCAAGGAGGCUCACUCAUCAGAAGUCUCGUUGCUAGGAAAUCUCCUUUAGAGAUCCUCGCUGUGACGCGCAAUGCUCAAUCUUCUUCUGCGCAGAAAUUGACAAAGCUGUCAUCAAACAUCAAAUUGGUAGAAGGAAACUUGGAUGAUCCAGCGGCUCUUUUCCAGAGUGCACGCAAGGUGACUCAAUCUGCUGUCUGGGGAGUUUAUAGCGUUCAGGUUCAAUUCUUUGUUUACAGCUCUGUCGAUCGUGGAGGUGAUGCUUCUUACAACACUCAGACCAAUGUGCCGCACUUCAUUAAUAAGCACAAUAUCGAGCAUCAUCUAGUCGAAAAGAGCAAAAACACCGAUAUGAAAUGGUUUAUCCUACGACCUGUUGCUUUCUACGAGAAUCUCGUCCCGGGUCUCUUCGGCAAAGUCUUCGCAACCAGCUUCAAGAUGGCACUGAAGGGCAAACCCUUGCAGAUGGUGGCGACGGAUGAUAUCGGAUUCUUUGGAGCCGAGGCCUUUUCACACCCUGAGGAGUACCAAAACAAGAGUCUUUCUCUCGCGGGUGAUGAAUUGACAUACGAUCAGUUCGCAGACAUCUUCCAGCAGAAGACAGGUCAUGCCCUCCCUUCGACUUAUCGAUUCUUAUGUUCUAUCUUCAUGGCAUCGAUGAAGGAUAUGGGUUAUAUGUUUAAAUGGUUCCAUGAUAGCGGCUACAAGGCAAAUAUCCCUGAGCUAAGGAAAAUCAACCCAAACUUGAAGGACUUUGGGACGUGGCUUGAAAGGGACAGCGAUUUUUCGAAGCAUUGA
Molecule: messenger RNA, 834 nt
Organism: Penicillium daleae
Lineage: Eukaryota; Fungi; Ascomycota; Eurotiomycetes; Eurotiales; Aspergillaceae
Exons: 2
Coding region: 1-834 (277 amino acids)
Source: RefSeq, a predicted model, not a curated record